This is a messenger RNA of Schistosoma bovis, 150 nucleotides long. The record is from the annotation of a GenBank genome assembly. NCBI's taxonomy places the organism in Eukaryota, Metazoa, Platyhelminthes, Trematoda, Strigeidida, Schistosomatidae.
AUUUCCCUUAUUUUCUCGUUUCAAUUAAUUAAUGAUCAUGCAAUUCAUCAUCAUCAUCCAAUUCGUUAUCCAAAUAAUAAUAAUAAUAAUACUAAUAAUAAUAAUAAUAAUCCAAACCAUCAUCAUUGGGGACUAAGUGUAAACCUUUAA